CUAAAGAGAUUCGGCAUUUCCUUCAUAUCUUUGGAUCUUCAGGGAGAGUCCGGUAUCACCUGAGAGUAGAUCUCCUGUAACUCGGCUCCAUUAUACUUACAGUAGGAUUCGGUAUCCAUCAUUAGCCCCCCCACAAGUGAGCUGAAGUAGUUUGGCAUUUAUGCCUUAGUGGAUUUUAGCUCUUUUGGAGCUGAGUUCUUUUAUACGGGCGAGUCGUUUUGUAUUCCGGGCGAGUCGUUUCAUAUGUUUGUGGGUGACGUUUCUUCUUCAGUAAGAUUCUGUGUUGCCACGUGUCGGCAUUUGAUGAUUCAACGGUUAAUGAUUCAAAAACCUUUUGUAUUUAAUCUCUUUGCAUUUCUUCUCUUCCCUCUUACUUACUUUUCGAAUUUACUCUUAUUUCUUGCAGCUAUUUCCUUUUCGCUCUUUGUUUGAUUAUUUGAUUCUUCGUGACUUGUUUCCUCCAGAUUUUUCAGGAUGCCUCUUAGUCGAGUGGAAGAUGCAUGCGCUGCUAUGGCUUUUACCCGAUCAAAGCUUCGUAGGGAUGAAGUCUUAGAUAUCUAUUUUAAGUAUAGCUUUCCUUUUGAUUAUAGGGUAAUAUUACCCGGUGCCGAUAUGGCUGCGUCCGAUUCUCCAGGAUCUUCUUGUAGGGCGGUUCUCUUCGAAGAGCAAUUUUCUGCUGGUCUUAGGUUUCCUUUAGAUUCAUUUUUAGUAGAAGUGUGUAGGGAUUUAAAGGUUGCUCUGGGGCAACUUUACCCUGGUACGAUUAAAGUAGUGCUCGCCUUUUCGGAGGCAUGUAGGCUCCGGGGCUGUGCCCCUUCUCUCAAAGUGUUAUAUCAUUUUGUAGACUUUAGGAAGUGUGAUGGUUGCUUCGUUUUCGCCCUUGGCAGGGAAGGGCGAUCUCGUAUUUAUCUUCCUUGCCUAACCAGUCGCUGGCGAAGGCGUUUCUUUAUUGUUUACCAUAAAUUUGCUUUUCUUCAUUUUUCGGAUGGUUUUUCUUCUCAUCAAGUUCGGAGCUGUCCGUCUCCUUUAAGUUUAUCCGAGUCAAAACUUGCUUUUGACAUAUCUUCCUGUAGUAUUGUAUCGCGUCCCAUUCUAGAUGUCUUGGUCAAUAGUCAUCUUCGGAGUCGAUGGUUUCCUUUGGAGGAUCCUCCUCGAGGCUUGGCAGAUCUUUGCUACUCUUUUGUUCAAGGUAUAUUAAUUUGCUUAAGUUCUUUUUAAUGUUUCUUUUGUAGGAUGUCUUCUUCUUCUGACGAUUUCCUUUCCGGAUUUCAAGUAGAUUUGGACGUUCCGAUGGGUGGUCCUGACGUUCCU
Mercurialis annua (annual mercury) is the source of this 1311-nucleotide messenger RNA. RefSeq lists its product as uncharacterized. NCBI's taxonomy places the organism in Eukaryota, Viridiplantae, Streptophyta, Magnoliopsida, Malpighiales, Euphorbiaceae. The record is from RefSeq and is a predicted model, not a curated record. The transcript is spliced from 2 exons. The coding region runs from base 475 to 1218 and encodes 247 amino acids.